AUGGGUGAGCUCACAAAAAACACACCGCACAAGUCAUCCAAAACCACAGCUCGACCCACUUUUAUUUCCAUUCGAUGCGAAGAUGGUGGAGGCGGCGCGGCGACAGGAACGGGCGGGCGGACGGCGUCGCUACGGCUCGCGAACGGGCGAGUGGCGGCACAGUCGGCCGAGCAACUACCCCACUCGCCCGCAGAUUGCGCCUCCGUGCGCAUCUCCAUGGACAACACCAACACCUGCUGCACCGACUCGCUCGUCACCGCCCUCGACGACGAGACUCUGCUGCUAGGUAACUACUGUAAGGAAACUUUUAUAUCAUACUAUCUUUAUAUUGCUAUUAAACCUAAAACAUGGCAAUUUGUAGCAUAG
Messenger RNA from Arctia plantaginis, 366 nucleotides. The record is from the annotation of a GenBank genome assembly. NCBI's taxonomy places the organism in Eukaryota, Metazoa, Arthropoda, Insecta, Lepidoptera, Erebidae.